Molecule: messenger RNA, 555 nt
Organism: Strongylocentrotus purpuratus (purple sea urchin)
Lineage: Eukaryota; Metazoa; Echinodermata; Echinoidea; Camarodonta; Strongylocentrotidae
Product: cell adhesion molecule 1-like
Exons: 2
Coding region: 13-555 (180 amino acids)
Biological process (GO): cell-cell adhesion
Cellular component (GO): cell-cell junction
Molecular function (GO): cell adhesion molecule binding
Source: RefSeq, a predicted model, not a curated record
GAUGAUAUUAAAAUGACGACCGCCGAUGAUCUACACGAUGGUAUAGAAAUCAACGUCAGCUGCAGAGCUAUAAAUGGAUAUCCUGCACCGCUCAUCCAUUGGUACAUCGGAUCUAGAAAUGUGACACAUGAUUCGUCUCUGAAGACUUCAGUGAAUGGAGCUGAUUGGUAUGAUGCUGAAAGUAUCCUUACCCUCAUACUAAAGAGGAUUGAUCAUGGGAAACCUCUUCUCUGUCGGGCAUUUCAACCUACAACACCAUCUUUGCGGUCACUAAAAGAUAGCAUGGUUUUGAACAUAUCAUAUCACCCAGUUGUGUCCGUUUCUUCUCGACGGCUAACAUCAAACGAAGUACGUACUGGGAUCGUAUUAACAUGUACCUCCGACGCCAAUCCUCCUGCUUUUAUCUUACAAUGGUCCUGUAACGGCACAAAGUUGUCUAACGAAUACCGUAACAUAACCCUCUCCGAGACUAUACAAGAAGGUGAAACGCUGACUUCCAGUGAAAUGGAGAUUCGAAACCCCCAGUCCGAAGAUCCAUGUGAUUACAACGCGUAG